AUGUGUGAUGAAAGUGAACCAUCUAUUGGGGGUCGUCCCAUCUCGGAGAUGAAAGUGGUGGAGUUAAAAGAGGAGUUAGGAAAGCGGGGAUUAUCAAAAAUUGGCAACAAAAAUGUCCUUCAUGAACGGCUGAAAGAGUAUUUGGUGACGGAGGUAAGUGCGAAGUGUGAAAACGAGGUACAGUCAACAGCUAUAGAAAGUCCACAAAGAGAUAUGACUUCACCGCCGAACCCACUGGUUGCGGAAUAUUUAGCUAAACAGCAGACCGCUUUACGUGAAGCACGCAAAGAUGCAGAAGCAGUGCGGAGAGCUUCGUCAGGAGAUGAUGCAUCGCCAAUACGUGAGAAGUCAAUUUCUGGUAUACGUCGCUCUCGACGUGGACGUAGUACAGCUACUGUUGUUGAGAAACCUGCAGAAUCUGUGGUAACCAGCGAAACUGAACAGGACCCGAUGGAAGCGGACAGUUUCCAGGAGAGUAUGGAAAUGCAGUCUAAAAGGCAUAACCUAGAGGAAACUGAGAAUGAUAUCAGUACUCCACUUGAAGUUUUAAAAAAGGAAACAAACGUCAAUGUCGAUCUUAUGUCGACAGCUAUGGAGAUAAAGACAACGGAAGAAAGCGAACGGACUGAAACAGAAUAUGAUGAAACGAGACUGAUCAGCGAUCAUUCGGUUGAUUUGGAAGAGAAAUGGCCAGUCAGUGCUAAUGUUGUUAGUGAAGGACACGAAGUACAAGAGAAACAUGAAGACAAAGAUGAAGAAGAGGAUGCGGUUUCAGAUGUGGCUAGCAGUGAUACUGGCACAUCAAACCAGAGUCAAAGUGAAGCAGCAGAUGAAUCAAGUGCAUCUUGGGAGCAAAUGCCCGUAGAUCUGGAAGAAUUGUCGAACCAAGGAGUGGUAGAGGCGGUUGACACAAAAGCAGAGAAAAAACGUCGUUGGAAACCAUCUGAAACAGCAUCCUCUACAAACAAUGUCAUCACGAUUUCAGUCGUAAAACAUAAGGAAGAAGAAAUCGAAAUAGAUGAACAAGAAGAUAUGCCCGACACUCAUACUUCCGCUAUAUCUGAUUUCAAAGAAGAGCUGUCUGAUACAAAAGAUAGAAUGGAAGAGCUGGAUUACGAAGAACCUGUGCAAAGUUCAGUUGCCGAAGUAGCUGAGGAAGUUAAAGCUGCUGAGGAAAUAUCUGAAAGACGCAAAGAGAGAAUAUUUGAAAGAGUUGAUAGGCAUGCGAAACGCUCAGGGCCAUCAUCUGUAUCCAAGCGUUCACCUUCUUCGGAGAAACAACUAGAAAGUCAUACAACAGUGGAUGGUUUUGUACGUGAACGAAGAGUAUCACCAGCGCGAUAUCCAGUUAAUCAGGUGAUUAUGAUAAGACAGCUUACUCGUCCUUACACAGUUAAACAGCUACAGCAGCUACUUUCAACUUUCGGUACGGUAGUUGAAGGAGGUUUCUGGAUCGAUAAUAUUAAAUCCACAUGCAUUGCAAAAUACUCAACUGUGGAAGAAGCUGUUGUGGCCCGAGGACGCCUACAUAAUGUUGUAUGGCCACCUUGCAGUCCAAAAACUUUAAAAAUAGAUUAUUCAGAUGAUGCAAAUCUUACUAAACAUCUUCUUGCCGAUCAUUCACAAAGUGAAGAAACAACAAAAGGAAACACAGAAACAGCAAAGUCACCUUCAGGAAACUCAGCUCCGACUCUUCGUGUAUCAUUGUCUGUUGACGAAAAGCGUAGACAUGUGCUACCAACCAAUCAGGAUGAGUUAUCGAAGGAUUUGGAUAAAAAAGAACGAGAAGGUCGUGGACACUCACAUCGAGGACGGAAACGAUCAGCGUCACCAAUAGGACAUUCGGAAGCUAAACGGCCGCGUGAACAAAGAUCGCCAUGGAGGAAUGAACGUCGACGUGUUACUGCUUCACCUGAACCAAAACCGAAAGAGCCGGAGAAGCGUGUUAAAACGGCGGACGAAUUAUUUUUGAAGACAAAAACUCAGCCGGCUGUCUAUUAUCUACCGCUCAGUGAAGAACAGAUUACUGAACGGAUCAAACGGAAAGCUGCAGAAGCAGAAUUGGCCAAGAAAGUUGCCCAAAAUGGGACUAUGAAGAGGAAGGAGAAAGAUGAGCCAUCGAAAGAAAAAACUAAUGCGAGCAAACGUGUCAGUGCUAGAUCUCCACCGUCACGUCGACGCUCACGCACCCCACCAUCCCGUCGGCGAUCACAUACUCCUGGGGGGCAACGUGAUCGGCGACAUUCCAGAUCCCGAUCACCACGCCGCCGUCGUUAG
Molecule: messenger RNA, 2277 nt
Organism: Brugia malayi
Lineage: Eukaryota; Metazoa; Nematoda; Chromadorea; Rhabditida; Onchocercidae
Gene: Bma-acin-1
Product: SAP domain containing protein
Exons: 16
Coding region: 1-2277 (758 amino acids)
Molecular function (GO): nucleic acid binding
Source: RefSeq, a predicted model, not a curated record